AUGAGGGAAUGGGAGAAUAGGAAUUGUGGGUUGAGGGAGCUGGAGGAGGUGGCUGGCUCUUCAAGAACAAGAGAACAGCUCAUGCCAAGGCUGGGAGGUAGAGCUGGAUAUGACUGGUGGGCCAGCGACAAAGCACAGAGUGGGCAAGAAGAGGCUGGAAAGUCCCACCAGGGUGUGGCUGAAAGCUCUUUGAGGGCUAGGGGUUGGGCUGGGGACAGCCGUGCUGUGACAGCCUCUCCUGCUCCAGCCCUGCAGCUGGUGAGCAGUGAGAGGGACUUGGUUCUGGUCCCUGAGGCGCUGAGCUGGUACGACGCCCAGCAGCACUGCCGGCUGCACUACACAGACCUUGCUGACCUGCAGCCAAGUGACCUGUUGAAGCUCUACUCCCUCAUGAACAGCACCCAGGCUUGGAUUGGCCUCUUCUUCGACGCAAGAACUUCUGGCCUGAGAUGGUCCAGCGGCUCCACCUACACAGCCCUGGAGUGGGUUCAGACGCUGCCCGAAUUCGGGGUGGGCAUCUGUGCCACGCUGUACACUCGGCUGAAACUUCCCUGCAUAGGGGCCGACCCCUGCACAGCCCAGAAUCCCUUCUUCUGCUACUAUGGUGUGUUCACAUUCAUAUUUCAGGCUUGGUCUUCCCCCUAG
Molecule: messenger RNA, 645 nt
Organism: Piliocolobus tephrosceles (Ugandan red Colobus)
Lineage: Eukaryota; Metazoa; Chordata; Mammalia; Primates; Cercopithecidae
Product: putative C-type lectin domain family 20 member A
Exons: 1
Coding region: 1-645 (214 amino acids)
Source: RefSeq, a predicted model, not a curated record